CACAGUCCAGGGGGAGAGCCAGAGCUGAAGCAGAGCAGGCCAGGUCUAGGGGAAAACGUGCUGGGGCUGCCUGUGAAGAGAGCAGCGCUCCGGGUCUCCUUGGGGGUAGCCCUCUCGCGGCUGCCUGGCUAACAGAUGUUGGUCCAGAAGGCACCUAACAGGAUGAAGAUAGGCCCCCACGUGGGCCGGGGAGUAGGAUUAGGUUGCGAGCGCAAGGUAAACAGAUUAGUCCCAAAAGGGAGCCUGCUUUUUUAACCUCGUCACUACUGUCACACUCAGGAGCAGCGCCGUUUAACCCCACGAGUCACAAUUCCAGCCCCCAAGGGUCUGCAGGACGUCAGCGUUUCUGGACAUCGCUACGGGAGGACCUAGGACGUCUCCAGGGAUCAAACGUCACGCAGAAGCCCCCCGGCCAUCUACCUUGGAUCUGUUUACCCGAAGCCUACUGCAGGACAGAGAGCACCUUUUUUAAUGGCAUCUUGGAUAUUCAGGCAUCGGAGAGUUUGCUUUUUACCCAUGGAUCCAAGAUAAAAAAAAAUACUUUUUUUCUCCCACACCCUUUCCAAAUGACCAAUUGCGCAUCCUGAAGUUCACCAUGCCAUUGAAAACAGGACUAUUUAUCUUUCUGUUCCUGUUCACCCUCCAAGUGACCACAAUCAAAGACACCAACAGUCAAGAUUUGUCAGGAAUCAGGAACGUCAAGUACAGACACUUCCUGGAAACGUUACGACCAGUUGUUAAACGGAGCACGGGCGAUACGGCAGUACACGAUCUGAGGACCACGAGGAUGAAGAGGUCCACUGUUUUCAACACUGGGGUGAAAGUGUGUCCUCAGGAGACCAUGUCGGAGGUCAUAGCCAGCCACCGUGCCUACUACAGGAUGAGAGUUUGUCAGGAGGCGGUAUGGGAGGCGUUCCAGAUCUUUCUGGACAGAGUCCCUGACACUAUCGAGUACCAUCAGUGGGUGGAGGCCUGUCAAAGGGACUCUCUCUGUGUAGAUGACCUGGUCAGAAACUUCAGCAGCAACCAGGAGCAUCUCGACAUGGUUGCAAAGAGGGUGAAUCCCACAGAGCUCCAGCUGGUGAGUGGUUUUCCUUUGGCAACACACAAGCCUGCUGGAGAGAAGUGUUCAAAGACUGCCGCCGAGCUACUGAUCAUUGAAACUGAAGAGAAAACAGAGGCUCCCAACGUCAUUCCUGAGGAGGUGGAUGAGCAGAUCAUAGUGGAGUUCAGUGUGACUAUAGUGGAACAAGGCUAUAGUGAGCUUCUGGCUGACCCUGACACCCCCCAGUACCACGACAUAACACAGACUCUCCAUGAGCAGAUGGUACACAUCUUGGACAAACUCCCUGGAUUUAAAGAGAUUCGGAUGUUGGGAUUUCGGCCCGAGGAGGUCUCUGUCCAUUAUGCUGUAGUUUUUGAGAAUGGCCACCCCACUGAGCCGGGUGGAGAAGCGGCGGAGCCACCCACUGAAAUGGACUUGAGGCAACUCGUAGCCAAAGCCCUGAGUGAGGACACGUCACUUCCGGUGGACAUCCUCUCACUCAGUUUUGUCUCAGACUCCGUACCCACUCAGCGAGGGGAAGAGCAGGGGGCAGCAGAGGACACAGCUGCCCCUGAUGGUGGUGAAGUAGUACCUGAAGACGUCAUGGACGAGACUGUGCCUGAUGCAGUACCAGAGUUUGUGGAUGAGGAGAUAGAUGAGGUAGCCGAGACACCUGUGGUGGAGGACACAGAGGGGGACUCGGAGCUCCAGAAUCUCAUGCCUGAUGAACAGGAGACAGAAGGAGUUGAUACAACACCUGAGGAGGCCUUACCACAAGACUUGGAUGAGGGAGUAGAUCAAAACUUCACAGCACCUAUGGAGUUGGAUGAUAAUGAAGUAGAACUUGAAGCAGCAGCCACUGUCCCUCCCUCUGGGGGUGCCGUGAUGGAGGAAACUACUAAGGCCAUUGAAACUACAGACACUUUUCUUGUACCUACCACAUCUGCAUCUGUAGAAACCGUUGAGGCACCUUCAGUAACUGACACUAUUGAGUCAGUGGAACCAGUAGAGGCUCCUUCAGGCCCAACUAGUAUUGAGCCUGUAGAACCAGUAGAAGCUCCCUCAGUCCCUAGCACGCCUGAGCCUGACCUGCCCAUGGACGUCCCUUCUGUUGAGACAACGAUACAACCAGUUGGACCAGUAGAAAUCCCCCCUGAACCCACAGUCUUAGAACCCAUAGAGGUCCCCUCGGAACCCAGCUCCACUGCAGACACUGGAACCCCAGCUAUUCCACUAACAGAGGAGGAAGGCCAGGAAGCUCCAGCCACUGCCUCACUUUCUCCAAAAGCUGAAGUCCUAGACAACGACCAGGGCAUGCAAGAGGACAGGGAACAGACUGAGAUGCUGGACUACAGCAGUGGGGACGCCCCCGAGACAAACGAGACUGGGACUGCGCCUCCACAACUCAGACUCUUGACUACGCCGUCCAUGGUAGCUUCCAACCAGGCCAAUGAUCUGGUGGUGUUCUUUAGCUUAAGAGUCACUAACAUGAUUUUUUCUGACGACCUGUUCGACAAGAGCUCCCCCGAGUACAAAUCCCUGGAGAACACAUUCCUUGAGCUGAGACAGUUGCCUGAUCGUGAGGAAACUCCAACUCCUGAAGCGUCUACUAAAUCGGAAACUGGGAGGACAUUAGCCUCUAUACCGCUUCUGCCAUAUCUGCAAUCAAAUCUGACAGGAUUCAAAGAGCUUGAGAUUCUCAACUUCAGGAACGGCAGCGUGGUGGUGAAUAGUAAGAUGAAACUGGAGAAGCCGGUGCCCUACAACGUCACGGAGGCAGUGACCUGUGUACUGGAGGAGUUCUGCAAUGCCGCCUCCAAUCGGCUCGACCUGGAGAUCGACAGCGGCUCUCUGGAUGUGGAGUCGGCCGACCACGCGGACCCGUGCAAGUUUAUGGCGUGCAACGAGUUCUCCCGCUGCGUGAUCAACACGUGGUCCAUGGAGGCGGAGUGCCUGUGCGACCCGGGCUACAGCAUGGUGGACGGCCUGCCCUGCCAGAGCAUCUGUGCGCUGGACCCUGCCUACUGCCUGAACGACGGCCAGUGUGAGAUCAUCGCCGGGCACGGUGCCACAUGCAGAUGUCCUGUAGGUAAAUUCUGGCACUACCAUGGAGAGCGCUGCACAGAGCUGGUGUCUCUACCCAUAGACCCACUCCUGCUCGUAGCCUGCCUGGUGGGUGGCCUCGCGCUGGUUUGCGCGGUGAUAGGCCUGUUGGUUCUCAUAAACAAGAAAUGUAUACGGACCAGAAAGACGGUGACUUUGGUGCACACUCAGAGUGAGAGAAUAUCUCCAUAUGAGAGCUCAAUGAGAGUUAAUCCAGUUUUUCAGAAUGAUGAUGGUGUCUUAACCCAAGUGGCUAGAAUACGCUACCCCUUGGGUUCGGAAGCAGGUUCUUCCCAAGUUUCUGAACAAGACACCUUUCACUCAGUUGAAAACAUACAUGUUAGCAUUGAGAUCCCCCGACAGCUCUACACCACCAGAUCCGACAAGCUAGUUUCAGACAUAGUCGAUUUCCAUCAUUGCAUCCCACAGAAUGAGACAUGGAGGAUAGCCCAUGAGUAUCGGUCAUCUUGUUGCCUUCUGAGGGGAGCUGACAGCGAGGGUUUUGAAGUGACCGUUUUAUGAUAGUGGACCUCCGAGGCCACCCUGAUUGACAGUGCAAUACAGGAACCAAAGGUCUCUGCUGUUCCUGACCGUGUGUGAACUGAGCUGGACCUCUGGCUGAGGGGGACAGGACCAACUGGGACUGGAGAUCUCACAUCAGUAAUCAAGGAUUCACACUAAAAAGAGAAUGCAGUUCUAAUCCUGACUGGUCUAAAAUACCGCCUCAAUGCGCUCACAUGCAGCAUGUACUACUGAGGACUAGGAAUGUUGUUUCGUGUCAUAUACCCUUGUCAAAAAGGUUGUUUCUCUUCCCUCACAAUGAGGUUUUAUACAUAUUGGAUACACUUGCUGGUAUCAUGUCUGGACACAAGAAGAUGUAUAGCUGUCUAACUUUCUUCAGAGUCCCAAAAAGAAACUGAAUGUAAAAUAAGCUACUUAUUAUUAUUUUUCUUACUUGCUAUUUACAGAAGUACUGUACAGUAUGUCUUCCUUUUUAUGUCCCCUUAAUCAUAUGCCCACGUAUUAAAUAUCCCCAUACACAUAUCUACACACAUAUCUACACAUAUCUAGUGAUAUUUAAUGCCAUCCACCCUUCUCUCUUGCUCCUCCCAAUCACAUGUGGCGAUCAUAUCAAAUCCCAUUUGAAAUGUGUGACAAUAUUAACAAUGUGUGAAAAAUGAAUGAUUUUAUACUUUUUGUGACAAUAAAAUAAGUCUUUUUUUUU
Alosa alosa (allis shad) is the source of this 4373-nucleotide messenger RNA. RefSeq names its product interphotoreceptor matrix proteoglycan 1b (gene impg1b). The transcript is spliced from 18 exons. Gene Ontology annotation, biological process: visual perception. The coding region runs from base 596 to 3670 and encodes 1024 amino acids. NCBI's taxonomy places the organism in Eukaryota, Metazoa, Chordata, Actinopteri, Clupeiformes, Clupeidae. The record is from RefSeq and is a predicted model, not a curated record.